Messenger RNA from Ambispora leptoticha, 1218 nucleotides. Lineage: Eukaryota; Fungi; Glomeromycota; Glomeromycetes; Archaeosporales; Ambisporaceae. The record is from the annotation of a GenBank genome assembly.
AUGAGCAGUGCUCGAAAAGAAAGAGACAGAGAUACACAAAACCGCCUUGUAAGCGAAGUACAUCUACCAAUUACAAAAGCUACCACCACCGACACGACACCGCCGCAAUCACCAAUUCGUGAGGUGGCUUUCGAUCCACAUAUUGGCCAAGAAGGCAUAACUUUUUCCGCAGAAUUUGACAUUGCGCUCCCGACCGACCGAAAAUAUCAUCUAGAAUUAGCGUUCGGACAUCAGAAAGUGUUAUCGCAGCAAUUUGCACUGAUACUAAGCAUCGUCUUACGACCGUGGUGUCACCAUUUGCAUGUACUAAAAGUUAUGUCAGCGGAAGAAUCUCCUUCGGAUUUCUCACCGGCUUUAAUUCCUCCCACAAAAGCUCAACAAUUGCUCUCGUCAAAUUCUCCUCAUGAACGCUUGAAUAUAGAAUCGUCGCAUGAAUGUCCAUUUUCGACCCAUUUUACCGAUCAAGAACAGUUUAACUCUGAAGAGCAUAACCCGAAAUACGAGAUUCCGACAGAAGUCACACCCAUAGUUGGACCAUCUUGUACAACUAUCUCACAAUGGCCAUUUUUUCCCUACAUGCCACUACAGAUGCCAUGGGCAUUACGUCCGUCAACGACACUCAAAGAUCCGCCGGUGGUCCCUUCAUCAACUCCACCAGCAGACUCGUCUGAUGAUGCGGCGAUGGCGUUACCCGACAAAAAAUCCAUGGUAGAAAUGUUACGAAACGCAAAACUGGCCAUUCAAGGAGAUCUCAACACAAUACAUGAAGAUCGUACGCCAAACGCGAUUAUCGUUUCGUGUAUUUGGUGGAAAGCCAAAAAUGAGUAUUACAUCACUUCAGUUGAUUGUGUUUCACUUUUGGAAGCGUUGCUUGCAGUGCGUUUCACUGUCGAGGAGAAGAACCGGAUCCGUCGAAAUUUAGAAGGGUUUAAGCCGUUGACUGUUGGGAAAAACUCGAAGGAUAGUGAUGAUUUGUUUCGAUUGAUUAUGGGAUUCUCGAAUCCGAAACCGAGAAAUAUCGAAAAGAAUGUCAAGGUGUUUCUGUGGAAACAUUUGGCCAAUGCACUUCAUAAAAUUUGUGCGAGUAUGACGAAUGACGACGAAGAGCAAAUUGAUAAUGGCGGUGAAGAUAUUGAUAAUAGUAUCGAUUUAUCGUCAUCUUCGGCUAAUAAAUUAAGCGCGAUUACACCAAAUCAAGAAGCCGGAUUAUUGGAGUCU